Sapajus apella (tufted capuchin) is the source of this 837-nucleotide messenger RNA. RefSeq lists its product as uncharacterized. The coding region runs from base 1 to 813 and encodes 270 amino acids. The transcript has 3 exons. The record is from RefSeq and is a predicted model, not a curated record. Lineage: Eukaryota; Metazoa; Chordata; Mammalia; Primates; Cebidae.
AUGCAGCUCCCCAAAGAGGGUGGGCUUCUGUACAGAAUAGUCGCUGCUGAGCCGACCCUGCGGUGGGAUCGCUGGGAGCGGGACCGGGGCCAAGAGGCGCUGCGGCGAAGCUCUCCAUCCGCCCUGCGGCGCCCCAGCCGUCUGCGUCCACGAGAGUCGGACCACGCUCCCCGCAGCCAUGCCUUCCUCGCUCCGGGCGACCGCGAGAGUGCGGUGGAGACCGCUUCCUAUCGCGUUGCAGGGGCGUGGUCACUCCGGUGGGGCGGGGCAAGUGGGGUGAGCCACCCACCUGGGGACCAGCGGCGCACCCCGCCUGGCCUUACGGGCAGUGGGAGACCUUCGCGGCAUCUGGGAAGAGCGGCCUUGAGCCAUCCCUCCGUCCGCAGACCCCUGCCCGGGAUCCGGAAUCCGAGAUCCGGCAUAACAGGUGCGGGGCUCGAGGGACACCGCGCUCCUGGCCACGGGCUUCCAUGCAGGAAGACGCUAGAGCCCGAGAGACCUCACCGCUGCGAAGAACCACCGGAGGACUGCGUCCCGUGUCAGAUGCGCCCGGCCCGUGGACUGAGCCCCCAGUGUCAUCCCGGGAGGUUGAUUCAGUUAUCCGGGCCUCUUCCCACGCUCCAGGGCCCGUCACAUGGGCGCUGCGCGCACGCCUCCUCUUCCUCAGUAAACCACCGGCGUCUGCCCUCGGGGAGGAUGAGGGGGACUUGCGUGGAGAGCAGGGAGAGAAGGCAGGGCCUUCAGCUCUCUCCCUCUCCGUGGGGAGUCUCCACAAACCCAGGCCUCAGCCAGGACACCACUCCUGUGCGGUAACCAGCGAAUCACAUCUUCAUUUUU